AUGAAAGCUUCUUUCUGGUCAUCACAGGAUAACAACAAACCUGAUUUACUCUGCGGGAAGCCAGCUCACUAUGUGGUCUAUCCAGAAUACUUCACAAUGCUUGUGUGUUUCACGGUUGUUUGGGGAGGGCUUUUGAAGACAUUUUUAAAGAAUUCCGAAGUCCUUGUUUUGACAAUUCUUUCUCUGUCAGGAUUCAUGAUAGGACAACUGGCCUAUAAUUUUGUGGAGGUGCACCAAAUUGUCUACCCUCUUCUUAGAACACCGAGUUUUGCACUUUAUUCUUAUUUUUCACCUUUGAUUAUAUUUAUGGCUGCUUUGGAUGUGGACUAUUACGUGCUCAAGAAUGUGUUCUGGCAGGUCUUGUUAACUGGAUUAAUUAGCUUUGCUACAGCGCUCAUCAUAAUCGGAUACAUGGUUCUGAGAUUCAAUAAAGCUUCGUGGGAUUUGCAGUCUUGCCUACUGUUCAGCAUUACCCUCAGCAUUACAGAUCCUAUCCAUUCCGUGAAUUCUCUGAAAACUAUUGGCAUUUCUAAAAUGUACACUGAUAUUAUCAGAGGAGAAUCAUUGAUUAUUUGUGGAAUCACAUCCAUUUGUUUUGGAAUUUUUCGGAGCAACUCAAUGCAUAUUUCUAAUUUUAGGGAGUUACAUAUCGUCCUGAGACUCAGCUUGGAUGUUACUGGAAGCAUAAUAUGUGGAUAUUGGUGUGCAAGAAUCAUUAAGUUUAUAUUGGCUGACCUUUUUAGCAAUACACUGACUAAUCUCAUUCUCUGUUUCUCAAUGGUGUACAUGACUUUCUACAUUGUGGAAUUUUUGGGAAUGUCAGGCAUUGUUGCUUUAGUUACUGUAGGACUGAAUUUAGAUUCCUUAACCUUUAAACCGAAGAUCGAGUUCACAAUUAAUAAGUUCUUACUAAUGUUUUCAUCUGUAUACCAACACUUAAUAUAUGCUUUCUUUGGCAUUGUGAUUGGAUGUGGAGAAAUCAAGUAUUAUAGAUUUCACACCGUAGUCUUCAUAUUCAUCUUAUAUACAACAGUGAAUAUGGUAAGGUUGCUAACUGUUUUGUUAGCAAAGCCUAUUUUGAUGCGUACAAGUUACGAAUACAAUUGGCAAUGGGGAGUUGUUAUCACGUGGUCUGGAAUUAAAGGAUUUUUUAGCUUACUCCUGGCUCCUGAUAUUUAUAAUCUGGCUGAACAAAAAGUAGAAGCACCACAUAUGUUUAUACUCUACGUGCAAGUAAUAUCGUUACUGACUAUGGGAAUUAAUUCAUACAUGAUGACUUGGUCAGCCAGCACAUUAGGUUUGUGUGUUAUUUCCCUCCCAAGACAAAUGGCCAUGCAAAAUGUCAUCCAGCAUAUACAGGAGAUGAUACAAAACACGAUAACCUCGUCUAAAACAGAAAAAAUUUUGACAAAUGUUAAUUGGACCUUUGUAGAAGAAAAAACAAAGAUUGAAUAUGAAUCUAUCUUUCCUUGUGAUACUGCCCAUGCUAAACGUAAUGAAAAAGAGAAGUUCCCAACAGAUGAAGUUUUAAUAGAAGAAGCCAGAUUGCAUGUAGCUAUAAUACAAAUGAGUAGCUUUGAAAAACAGUGUACUGAUGGAAUCCUUGGAGCACAGGCAGCCCGCAUAUUAAUUGGUGCAACCAAAAGCUUUUGCCCCAUCCCAGGAAAAUUCAUGAGUAUUUAUGAUGUUUCAUCUUAUGCAAUAGCCAGAAGUUGGCUUAUAAAGUUUAAAAACAUUUUAACUUUCUUGGAAUAUCCUGAAGAAAACAUACCUUUUAUUUUGCCUGGGAGUAAUAAAUUUCUGAUUUUUAUAUAUCACAUUGUAUUUUCUGAAGAAUUUAAAUAUGCAGGAUAUAUUAUGUCUGUGUUGUAUAUUUAUCCUAUGAUAAUACAUCUGUGGCCAAUGGCAAGAGAGUUAAAUGUGUCAGCACUGAUAUCACUAAACUACUAUUUUAUAUUUUUAUAUGUAUUGCAAGCAGCAUUGAAGAUAGUAAUUUUGAAAAGGAAAUAUUUUCAACAACAUUGGAAUACUUUGGAAUUUUUAAUUAUGACUAUUGGAAUCAUUGAUGUCUUUUGCCUAUACUUUGUCAGACUGAGACCAGACAACAUGGUUCUUAUUCAGUUUACAGUAGUAAUAGGAUAUUUUAGAAUAAUUAGGUUUCUCCCUUUGUUCAAGGUAAUAAUACCAAUGCUGGUAGAAGUUGUGGAUGUGCAGAUCAAAAAGCGCCUCAGCUUGAUGUAUAGUAUUACAAAAGGCUAUGUCAAAAGUCAAGAAGACGCCAAACUUUUAGUGAAACAAGUUUCUAGCCGUGAGUCAAUAUACCAGAAAAUACAUAAAAUUUUGGAAACCAACAAACGAGAUGCUGUCAAAGAACUAGGACUCAUAGAGCAUGAGGGUCGUGAUGUCGUGAUUGCUUUGAAGACGAAGCAGGCAAUCCGAAAUGUGAUUUCUAAGGCUCUGAAGAAUCUCACCUUCCUUUGGUCAAGAGGCAUUAUUGAUAAACAUGAGGGCAUUGAGAUGAAUAAGGUACUUCUUGGAAAAAUAAAAGCACUGAAUAACUUUCCAAUGGCAAUCCCACCCCCUACUCCUGACAAAUACCUUCAUAAUAUCAUUUGGCUGGAAAAUAAAGAUGUUCUAAUUGAAUUCUUCAAGGAAAGAGCCAAACCUGCUUAUUUUGACUAUGGAGAUGUCAUUUGUAAAGAAGGAGAAAUGCCACAAGGAAUCUACUUAAUUAUUUCAGGAAUGGCAAUUUUGCAUAGUUCACCUCCUACCUUUGGAAUAGAAGGUAGCCGAAGGCCUAGUAGAGACUCCAAAACCAUGUUUACAGAGUACUGUACUAGUGGGGACAUCAUUGGAGAAUUGAGCUGCCUGCUUAAGCGUGAAAUUGAAUAUACUGCCAUCUGUGAAACGAUUUUACAGGCCUGCUUUAUCUCCCUGGAGGAUUUAUAUGAAGGCUUUGAUGUUUUCUGGCCAUCCCUGGAAUAUAAAAUAUGGUUAAAGCUUGCUCUCAAUACUGCCUAUCAGUAUUUUGAAUCAAGUCUUGCAGAUGAGGACUUAAAUUUCCAGAAGUGUGUGCAGCUCAGUCACGCCUAUGUGGAGACUUUAUCAAGCUAUAAUGAAAUGACUAUUAAUAAUGCGACCAUGAAAUUUGUUAUUAUUGUGUAUGGCAGUGUAAUUGAUAUGAAGACAGAGGAACCAUAUCUCGCACCUUGCAUUUUACCUAAAACCUGUGAGCAGGUUCAGGGAACUUCUGAUUUAAGCAAGCUGCUGGUAAUCCUAGCAUCUGAGCCUGCCAAAACUAGUAAUAACACCACGGCCAACCUUAAUCUUCGGGCCACCAAGAGAGAAUAUAACUGGAAGAGAAAAGAUGAGUUGGAAACUAGAUACCAUUUUAGAAAGUGGUAUUUAUGAUACAAAUACCAUGCGUGGAGACAGGUUAAAGACGAAGUUCAUCUCCUGGCUCAAAUACUGAACAAUCAUCUGGCAAGGAGUUUACCGAGAAGCCGCUCAAACAAUUUACUGCUGCAUUUAUUUUAUAAACAAUUGAUGGACUGCUGAAAAAAAUGUUUCAUUUUAAGUAGUUACAUUAUACUGGAGAUGUUAAUAAAAAUUUCAGGAAAAUAGAAGAUAGCGCAAAACUCACAGCCUACCAAAUGAGGUGCUGUUUCCAGGAGAGCAAGUUAUCACAAAGUACAUUAUUGAAAGUGUUGUAUAAUUAAGGCAUUACUGUCUGAAGCAUAAAGUGCUUUUUGUUGUGAAACUGCUAUGCUUAGUGCCUCCCUAAUAUUUUUUAGAAUAUAGUUGUUCUCCCUUCUCUAAUGCAGUAAAUAUUGAAAAAUGGAACUACAUUCAUCCACCUCAGUCACUGAAAGCAAAAUUCAGGAGAAACUAACAUUCUUACACUGCACGGCAUUGUUUGAUGCCAUUUUUUAUUUUAAGAAGUCAAAUAAAGUUGAAUUUUAUGGCUGUUAGAAUCCAUUACUUCUUUUCAUCCCUACAAGACUUUGAAAGAAUACAUAAUAAUGGUGAGAAUAGAAGGAAAUCAUAUCCUCUUUGUUAAGCAACACACUUUUUUUUUCCAGUUUUUGGCUGGGGCUGGGUUUGAACCCACCACCUCCGGUAUAUGGGGUCAGCACCCCACUCCUUUGAGCCACAGGCACCGCCCCCUCCCCUCUUUUUUGAGACAGAAUCUCACUUUAUUGCCCUUGGUAGAGUACGUGGCAACCUCAAACUCUUGGACUCAAGCAAUCCUCUUGCCUCAGCCUCCUGAGUAGCUGGGACUACAGGUGCCCGCCUACUUUUAUUUUUUUUUUUAGAGAUGAGGUCUUGCUGUUGCUGAAGCUGGUCUUGAAUUUGUGAGCUGGAGUGAUCUGCUUGCCUCAGCCUCCCAGAGUGCUAGGACUACAGGUGUGGGCCACUGUGCCCAGCCAUUUAACUAUAUUUUAAAAUGUACUUGAGAUCGCUUUUAUUUUGGAAAUGGUAUUCAUUAUGUAGUAUUUUUCAUUUGGAAAAGAAUCCUUGCACAAGUUCUCACAGCUUCAUGGCUCCUUUGUGACAGAUCAGAAUUCGAUUUGAGGUUCUGACCCCUUUUCCUUAAGUUCUUCAGUGGUUUUAUACUGACAUCUAUGCAAGUGUAGAUAAAGCCGAACAAAACAGCAGGGCUGAAUGAGUGAUAGGUGGGUGGGUGGGGGUAACAGAUUUAUUGAGGUGGGGGAAAAAGUUGAUGAAUUCAAGAAUUCAUAGCUUCAGUGGUAAAUGUUCCACUGGUCUAUAAACAUGAGACUCAAGUUUAAGUAAGUAAUGUUGGAGACUUAAACUGCAAACUGUCACUAUAAACAAAGUCGAAGCCAGACUCUCCAAGAGAUAAAGACCAAAAAAGGGAAAUAUCAAAGAGAAUAGUGAGAAACCUGACAGAGAAGGGAAGUGACAGAAGAAAGAAAAGCACAGGAACUGUCUGAGGUGUGCCAGAAGAGGACAGAUGAUAUUAGUUUUAUAAGGGCAAAAUAUAUUGAACUGAGGAAGAGUGAAAGCAGGAGGCCAGCUGUCUUUUCAGACCAGCUUUCCCUAGGCUAUUGCAUAACCUGGAAUUCCCAGCUACAUGCUCAACCUUCUUCGUGUCACCUUCAAGGACACUAAGGUUUAAUGACAUUAUGGUGCAUGUUUGACAUUAUUCUACUCACAGAGGGUUUCAUGCAAAGCACUCUAUCAGAUGCUAUGAACUGAAUGGUUUUGUCUGCCCAAAAUUUGUAUUGAAGCCUAACUCCCAAUGUCAUUGUAUUUGGAUGGGCCUUUGGGAGGUA
Molecule: messenger RNA, 5300 nt
Organism: Nycticebus coucang (slow loris)
Lineage: Eukaryota; Metazoa; Chordata; Mammalia; Primates; Lorisidae
Gene: SLC9C2
Product: solute carrier family 9 member C2 (putative)
Exons: 27
Coding region: 1-3411 (1136 amino acids)
Biological process (GO): proton transmembrane transport
Cellular component (GO): membrane
Molecular function (GO): sodium:proton antiporter activity
Source: RefSeq, a predicted model, not a curated record